CUUGACAUCCUUAUCCUAGGUCAGGGGUGGGAUCUCUGAGGGAGGUGACUCACAGUUCGGGGACUCUCUUCAGGAGGACUUGCAGGUAACUGGACUUACAAGUCCGGGGAACUCUCCUCUGCUGGUUACUAGGUACUGUCUUCUGGAAGGCUAACAGGAGCAGCUAAGUUAACAAGUGGAAAAAAACAGAUUGGUUUAAGAAAAGCAUGCCAUUCAGAUGUGGAUUCUGGCUAUUCUCUCUAUUCCACUGACUCUGAGAAUCAGGUUGCAACUAUACAUAAUGGGCUUGAUCGCUGUGCUGCUUUACUGCAGGAUAUUUUGCAAAAUGAGAAUACAGGAAUGGAGACAGUACAUCGAAAACCAGGGAAAGUAACUUCUCUUAAGGCUAAUACCAGGCCUGUGUUAGCCAAAGGAAAUAGUUCAAAAAAGAAAGGACUGAAGAGAAAUGUUCUUCCUGCCCAUAUUCAUAAAGAAACUGUGCCAGUAACAAAUAGGAAAUUAGCCUCUUACAAUAUACUUGCUGUUGACAAAGAUGGAGAACUUUCCAACGCAGUACAAAAUCAGCCUGUUAAACCAGAUCAUGUGCCUAUCAAUCAACAUUCUCCAGUGAUGCAUCAAAAACUUUGUGAGCAUGUGCAAACCCAAAUGUCUCUGAUAACUGGCCAAGUUGCAUCAAGUUGUAAUGGAAUUCCCACUGCAUCUGCUUGCCCUGUUUCAGAUCCUGAAUAUCAAAAUGCUACAGUAUUUAAUUAUCGUUUACCUACCUCCACACCAACUCUGUCACCACAGCAGUCCGCUAAUCCUUUAUUCAGUCAGUCUGGUGUUCCUGCUCAAAGUUACAAUCAGUGUGCAUCUCAAGCAGGAAGAGCUGUGUUUUUCCCAGUAGUUUCUGCUUCAGCUUGUAUUUCUUCACAGGCACAGUCUGUCACGACUGGUUCUCAUACGACACCCUGUGUACCACUAGUUGUGCCAAAUAAUUCCACAGUAUCUGCAUUUCUUCCAGCAUCUUAUGGUAGAGAGAUGAUUUCAAACCAAGGAAAUAAUGAGCAACGAGUAAAGGAAGCAGACUUGAUAAGAUGUGUACAAGCUCACCUGGCUCUUUUAGAACCACAUGAAGCAGAGAGUGAGAGGGCUGGUGAGAAGUACCAAAAGUUUGAUCCAGCACAGUCUAAGGUAUCGGAUACCAAAGAAGAAGAAACUGCUGAGGACCAUAAAGAGGGUACUACCAGCAGUGAAGAGGAGGACUGGAAUGCAGUUGAUAUGGCACCAGUGAGGGAAACGAGCUGUCAGACAAGUUUUGACAACAAAAUUCUAAAGCCUAAAAAAGCAAGCCCAGAAAAAACAGCCCAGAAAGUUAAAACAUUAAAAUAUCUUUUGGGAGAGCUCAAGGCACUGUCAGACCAAGAUGAUUCUGAAAUAUUAAGGCUAAUACAUGAGGUAGAAGACUGUGUUUCAUUACUACCAGCCAUAGUUGGAAGUACUAAUGUACAAGCUGAAAUAGCACUUGCUAUACAACCUCUCAGAAGUGAAAAUGCCCAUUUGCGUAGGAGACUAAGAAUAUUGAACCAGCAACUCCGGGAGCGAGAGAGAGCAGAAAAGGAAACCAGCCUGGAUUGCAACUUUGAAUUAGUUUCUCUACAAUCCCUGAAUAUAACACUCCAGAGUCAACUCAAAGAAUCUUUAAAGGGCCUUGAAUCACUGCACAAUAAAAAUGAAGAGCUCCUUAAAGUAAUAGAAAACCAGAAGGAAGAAAAUAAAGAGUUUGCAAAACUUAUCCAGGAGAAAGAUAGAGAGAUUCUUGAAAACAAACAGCAGCAUGACAUUGAAACUACAAAACUAAAAAUUGAAGUGGAUGAGGCAUUGGCAAAUGUGAAGAGUUCCCAGUUUAAGCUGGAAGCCUCAGAAAAAGAAAAUCAGAUCUUGGGCAUAACAUUACGUCAACGUGAUGCAGAAGUGAACAGACUGCAUGAAUUGACUCGAACCUUGCAGAACAGCAUGACCAAGCUUCUCUCUGACCUUACUGUAGACAAUGUUAGACAUAGACCUGAAAAAGGUCUUACAAAAUCUCUUCUAGAAGACCAUGAAAAACAGCUGAAUCCCAACCCUUUUCCAGUGAGUACUUCUAUAAUGAGUUACCUUAAAAAUUUAGAAAGUGAUCAGAUUUUGACAACUGGAGAAUUAGAAAUGCUGGGUCUACCCUGUGAAAAGUUUGUUGCUGAAGGAGCUCAUAAAAAAAGUACUCUUUUAGAGGAAAAAACAGUUCAAAGAAUUUUUCCCACCCUGUCAAAGCAAGAUACAGAAACAAUUAGUGAUUCUGGGACUCUAAUUGAAGAACACAAACUGGAUGAGACCAUUUAUAUUCCAUUGACUAGCAGUGCCUCUAAGAAACAGCCAUCAAUAUCGGAAAGAAAUACAUGUGCACAACACCAGGUUAGUAUGACUUCCAAGAAGAUGGACUACAGCUGUGGACUUUCUGACUCUCAGAAGCAGAAUGAAUUUGGGAUGUUGGAGAAUGAAAAGACUUUUGAUAAAUUCAGCGGUGGCUACAAUUUGAGAAACACAGUAGAAAAUACAUCUGAAACCACAGGGAAGAAAACUGAGCUGGCAGGAGAUAAGCUCCUAGUGAGGCCAAAAGUAAGAAUUGGAACUGCUGAACAUUUUAUAGAUAAAUCAGAGACCCCUCAAUCUGAUACAUAUCUUUACACUCACAUACCACAUCAGAAUGAGAAUAUUCAGAAAAAAGGUACUGAAAUAUCCAAUUCUAGUUUCUGUACUUUUGACUGUAUGUCAGGAAAAUCUGAAUGGAGCAUCUCUUCCUUCUCAACAUUUACUUCACGAGAUGAAGAGGACUUUAAAAAUGGUCUAGCAGCCUUGGAUGCCAACAUAGCUAGAUUACAGAGGACUUUACAGACUGGCAUUAUGAAACAAUGAGCAAGGAAACUGUUUAAGAUAAUUGUUAGGGCUUUUUAGUAUUUUAAUAUGAUGUAUAGUUUUUAGAAUGUCAAUAUUUGUACUUUGUAUAAAAUGGUUGAUUGCUAACAGUUAAAUUAUGACUACAACUUAUUUUCUUGGUUCAAGAAUUAAGGUGCUGUUUCCCUUAAGAACUAUUUAUUCCUCACAGGGGAAGAGUUUUUGAAGCUCAGCAUUUUAAAGGAAUAAAGUUUCAUACUAUAAGCAAUAAAGCCUUUUUCUAUUAAAUAGGGGAUGAAACAUUUAUUUGGUUUCAAUAUACUUUUCAAAGGAAGUAAAGAUUUUUAUAUAUAAAUUAAUGUCUCAUCAAGCCCUAAAAGAUGACUGUCAAAAAGUGACCUCCUUUACUUUUGUGGGAAAUGUAAUCACAAUUUCAUUAAAAAAAAUGACUAGUAUAUUCUGUUAUCUACUAGUGAGCAAAUCUAAUAAAGUAGAAAGUUAGUAGGAAGAAUAUGCCAUCUCAUAAUUGGUAAUUA
Molecule: messenger RNA, 3446 nt
Organism: Pelodiscus sinensis (Chinese soft-shelled turtle)
Lineage: Eukaryota; Metazoa; Chordata; Testudines; Trionychidae
Gene: CCDC14
Product: coiled-coil domain containing 14
Biological process (GO): protein localization to centrosome
Cellular component (GO): centriolar satellite
Source: RefSeq, a predicted model, not a curated record